Molecule: messenger RNA, 998 nt
Organism: Aspergillus costaricaensis CBS 115574
Lineage: Eukaryota; Fungi; Ascomycota; Eurotiomycetes; Eurotiales; Aspergillaceae
Product: terpene synthase family protein
Exons: 3
Source: RefSeq, a predicted model, not a curated record
CGAUGGACCAGCAGUUCUCUUAUGAGGCCAGUCGCGACAGUUACGAUGAUCGGGGUCUUGCGCAUGGCAUCCCACUGCGGGUGCACCGAGAAGGUCAUCGAGAGACCAAGGGUGCCCUUCGUGCCCAGUCAGACUGGAACCGUCUUGUAAGCCCCAUCAAGGGCUAUAAUGGUGGGUUGGGGCACAAGUACAGUUUCAUGCAGGUCACUGUACCGGGUUGCCUUCCUGAACGCCUGGAGAUUAUCUCUUAUGCCAAUGAAUUUGCUUUUCUAUACGACGGUGAAUAUCUAUCUGUCUUCCUCUCAUUCUCUUUUGACCCCGCUCGAUCGCAUGCGAUGGUAGACGCGUUCGGCGUCCCUACCAGCGGAUCGGAAGAACAGACAUUGUCAUCACCAUCAUCCUCUACAACAUCAUCACGAGCGAAUCGGCUGCAGGCACGAGUUUUUAAGGAGAUGAUCACGAUCGACAAGCCGAGGGCUAUCACCUCGAUGAAAGCCUGGUCGACCUUUCUGCAGUUGGCCUCUCGCAGUCGCGCGUGUCCGGCGCGGACGCUCCGAGAAUAUUUGCCGAUGAGAAUCAUCGAUGCAGGAGAGUUGAUUUGGUUUGGAACUUUGACCUUCGGCAUGGCUCUGACAAUUCCGGAGGACGAAUUGGAAAUUUGCAUGGAACUAGCCCGUCCAGGCUACGCGGCUAUCAGCCUCACUAAUGAUCUGUUCUCGUGGCCGAAAGAGCGGCAGGAUGCGGUACAGGCCAAGGUCGACUAUGUUUUCAAUGCGGUCUGGAUUAUCAUGGAGGAGGAAGGUCUAUCUGAAACGGCCGCCAUGCAGGUGUGCGAGGGCGAGAUACGUCGCUAUAUUGCCGAAUAUGAACAUAUAACAUGCAAUGCGCACCGGCAGCAGAAACUUUCGCGAGAUACGCUGGCAUAUUUGGAUGCUGUACGGUACAGUCAUGUAGGGAAUCUUGUGUGGAGUAUCUACUGCCCGAGAUAUCGAAUGUAG